This is a messenger RNA of Funneliformis geosporum, 354 nucleotides long. The record is from the annotation of a GenBank genome assembly. Lineage: Eukaryota; Fungi; Glomeromycota; Glomeromycetes; Glomerales; Glomeraceae.
AUGACCGAGCAUUCCCAACUUGAAGCACUGGCAUUAAAUUAUCUUCGAAACCAAGACAUUUCAGCUAUUCCUAGCAGAAUUCCGAAACUCAAUCCUUGCAGUAUUUGCCAAAAAGCAAUCUUAACACAUCGAUUUCAAUCGUUCGUUGUGUUGGAUUGCGAAUACCUUUUUCACAGGAAGAAGAAGCGGUACUGGCCUCUGGUGAAUAUCACUUUCGGAAAAAAACAAACUGAUAGUCCGAGCGAUGAAGCACUCAUGAGAGCAUUAGGCUUUAUGAAGAUGGCUCUCGUGCUAGACAAGGGAGUCAAUCAAAGCAAGUCACUAUGCAGGAUCAGGCGACAAGCCCAAUCAUGA